This is a messenger RNA of Oreochromis niloticus (Nile tilapia), 1990 nucleotides long. RefSeq names its product testisin. Gene Ontology annotation, molecular function: serine-type endopeptidase activity. Gene Ontology annotation, biological process: proteolysis. NCBI's taxonomy places the organism in Eukaryota, Metazoa, Chordata, Actinopteri, Cichliformes, Cichlidae. The record is from RefSeq and is a predicted model, not a curated record. The transcript is spliced from 6 exons. Bases 12 to 908 code for a protein of 298 amino acids.
UGCAGUUAACAAUGGCUCUCCAACAGUGUGUGUGCUGUUUCACUGUGGUGAUCAUUUCCUUAUGCAAAGGUUGUCAUUCAGAGCAGCCCGCAUGUGGCAGCAGGGCUGUGAAGAGCAGCAGCAUCACAGGAGGUCAGGAUGCAACACCAGGAAGUUGGCCCUGGUACGCUGAAGUAAACUCUCUUUUUGGAGGGUCUCUAAUCACCGACCAGUGGGUGCUGACAACUGCAUCCAUCACACUAUUUGAUUUCAGUAGCAUAGAGGUGUAUCUGGGCCGCCACAGCAAGUCAGGUUCAAACCCAAAUGAGGUGAAUCGGUCAGUGGUCAACUUCACCUGCCAUCCUGAAUUCAACUCGUCGACUCAUGAGAACGACAUUUGUCUUCUGAAGCUGUCGGCUCCUGUUAAUUUCACAGACUACAUACAGCCGAUCUGCUUAGCCUCAGAAAACAGCACUUUCGACAAUGAGACCAGCAGCUGGGUCAUCGGUUUUGGUGACGAUGGUAACGAUUCACUCGCCAACACCCUGCAGGAGGUAAGAAUAAAAAUAGUGGAAAACUUUAAGUGCAAAUUCAUCUAUGAAGACUACUUUAGGAUCGCCGUUGUGACAGAGAGUGAGAUCUGUGCUGGCUUCGAGGCUGGAGGCAUUGAUCCAUGUCAGUUUGACAUAGGGGGACCGCUCAUGACCAAAAAAGAGUCAGUCUGGGUCCAGAAUGGACUUCUCAGUUAUACCUUAUGUGGUAUUUUGGGAAGACCUUCAGUGUUCACUCGUGUAUCCCAGUACCACAAAUGGAUCAGCGACACAGUCACAGGGACUCCACCAGGCUUUGUUCCUGUCACCAACCCAGGCAGUUCAACAUCACCAACCACUAAACUCACCACUCUCCCUACAACUUCCCACAAAAUGUAACAACAUGUUUGACAGUGAUGAAAACCUGAUCUACUUCACUCAUUUCUCUUCAGUCUGUAUUCUUGUUGUUUUACUGCACAUAUGUGCUAGAGCUGGUAAAAUGUAGAUCAACACAUUUGCUCUGUUCCAUAAUUACAUGCAAACAUGAAAAAUGUUAAACAGUUUGCCCCUUUUUUUUCCUUUCAUGAAAUGUAUGAUUUUAAGGUGAAUGUUAUACUUUUUACUCCACACUUUAAAUAAAAACUUUUCAUAUUUUUUAUUACCAAAUUAAAUUCACUUCAUCAAUGAAUCCGAGAGAACAUUUCUCCCAGAUUAACACUGUGGGGUCUGUACCUUACAAAGAGACACCAUUUGUUGACUGUUAAGCUGUGUUAUAUGAAUAAAACUGAACAGAUCUAAAGAAAGUGUUUCUAAAAUUUUAUUUUAUUAGAACAGAACAGAUGGAUGACCACAGCCAUCUCAGGUUAUAAUACAUAAAUCAAAUGGACAUAGUAAAUAAUAAAUCAAGGUGUUUCACAGACAGGUGGUCAAAACUUCAGAUACAAAAACAAUUGUUUCUAAGCUUGUAUUAUCUCCAGCAUUACUUUGGUAUGACCAGGCUCUAACACCAAAGAACACCUUACGUAUGACUGAUACACCAGAAGCAUCUGACAGAACUUGGGGUCCUUCAGACACUUAAAUCCUUAAAGUGUGGGUCCAGCACAGUAGCUAUCUUCAGCCACUGAUAGUUAAGCGUUGCUACAUUUUGGGAUAGGUCCUUUGUGAAGUCAGUCUUAAAUCUCACCAUGUAGUAAUGGAAGUGGUGGUUCAAGCUCCACCAAGUGUAUUGGAUGUGCGUGGGUGUUUGAUUCUUAUUAGUUGUUUGGGAUAAGUUUCUUGAGGGCUGGAAUGAUGUCUUGGAAAAUGUGCAACAAGACUGACCAAACAAACAAGCAACCUCAUGGUGCCUUCCAGAAAAUGGGACAUUAAAUGACUACGGAUAAAAUGGCGUCUAGACUACUAUGUGAAUUUCAUAAACUGUUGUUGUUUUCUGUGACUGAGAAGACCUAAAUAAACAUAUUUUGACCUCUAAGAUCAUUCCA